AUGUUCGGCGCCCUCAAUCGUUUCAUUGCCCGUCUCGACUCGGAGCCUGCACAGCAGCAACAGAGUUAUUUCAGAGACAAUCCCCAUGGCUUCCAGGUCCUUCGAAAUAAAGACCCAGAACUCCCUCUGGAACCUUGGUUCGACUUUGUAAUUGGAAUAAACGGACACAUUAUUGACGAACCAGACCCGAAACUUUUCGCAACUGAGAUUCGCAAUUGCGCAGGAUCUAGCGUCUCUUUCGAGAUUUGGAGUGCAAAGGGCCAACGGACACAUACCGUGUCAAUACCCAUUCCCUCCGAGAACCCAACCCUCGGUGUGACUUUCCAGUUCUCCCCUCUUUCAUCGACACAACAUAUAUGGCACAUUACAGAGAUCCCUUCUACGUUGAGUCCAGCCUAUCAGGCUGGGCUUCUCCCGCAUUCAGACUAUAUACUCGGAACACCCAGCGGGACCCUCCGUGGGGAAUCUGCGCUUGGCGAACUUGUCGAGGAUCACUUGAAUCGAAGCCUUGUGCUAUGGGUAUAUAACAGUGAUUUUGACGUUGUCAGGGAGGUCGAGCUCGUUCCCAUACGAGGAUGGGGCGGAGAAGGUGCGCUGGGCGCAGUGCUGGGGUAUGGUGCCCUUCACAGACUGCCUGUUGGCUUAGUAGAGGCGGUGGAGGGGCCAGGAGAAGUUGUUUUCGAAACACAAGACCACGAGGAACAUCGUGGACGAAAUGAAUCUGCACCAUCCGAUGGCCCUGGGGGUAAUUUCCUUGUACCCGCCAAUAUGGUUUCUCCGCCUCCCUUAGCUUCACCGUUGAGCAAUCCAAACGCACCAAAUUCAGCACCAGUGAGGCAUGGCCGUAAGUCCCGCCAUGCCCAUCAUGGCGGACAUGUAGCAUUUGAUGACUACUUCCGUGAAAGCGAGCAGAGAAGUAAAGAGGAGGACUUUGUAUCAUCGAGGCAUGCUUCGCCAAUACCUCCACCACCAAAAACUAGCGGAGAUCAUAUUUCUCCGGCCCAGGUAACCGCAACGGAUAACACUGAGACGACGGGAUAG
Molecule: messenger RNA, 1041 nt
Organism: Paracoccidioides brasiliensis Pb18
Exons: 3
Coding region: 1-1041 (346 amino acids)
Biological process (GO): Golgi organization
Cellular component (GO): Golgi apparatus
Molecular function (GO): protein binding
Source: RefSeq, a predicted model, not a curated record